This is a messenger RNA of Cimex lectularius (bed bug), 2220 nucleotides long. Its product is annotated as pyrokinin-1 receptor-like. Gene Ontology annotation, biological process: neuropeptide signaling pathway. Gene Ontology annotation, molecular function: neuropeptide receptor activity. The coding region runs from base 77 to 1258 and encodes 393 amino acids. The transcript has 6 exons. NCBI's taxonomy places the organism in Eukaryota, Metazoa, Arthropoda, Insecta, Hemiptera, Cimicidae. Gene Ontology annotation, cellular component: plasma membrane. The record is from RefSeq and is a predicted model, not a curated record.
ACGGAUCAGUCUUUAAACCACUUCCGAAGAGGAAACAUCGAAACAGAGAUCAUCCUGGUUCAAAAAGUGAUGUGAAAUGGGUUCGUCCACACCGUGGCAGGAAGAACAACCACGGGACCCGGUGUACGUCGUGACGACGAUGACGGUCGUCUAUUCUCUCAUAUUCCUCACCGGUGUCAUAGGCAAUGUGAGCACGUGCAUCGUAAUCGUGAGAAACAAACACAUGCACACGACGACCAACUAUUACUUGUUCUCCCUGGCUGUUUCCGACCUCCUGCUUCUCGUCUCCGGCCUACCUCCUGAAAUGUACAUGUUGUGGUCUAAAUCGUAUGUCUUCGGUGAGGCUUUUUGCGUUUUGACAGGGUUCAUGGCAGAGACGUGCGCCAACGCUACGGUUCUGACAAUAACAGCAUUUACCAUCGAGCGCUACAUAGCGAUUUGCCAUCCAUUCUUGUCACACUCCGUCUCCAAACUUUCCAGGGCGGUCAAGUUUGUCAUAUUGAUAUGGAUAUUCGCUCUCAUCCUGGCUAUUCCGCAGGCGAUUCAAUUUGGAGUAGUUAACAAUGUGAACACCGACAGGAACGGCACUGCUAUCUCUAGCUAUGCCGAAUGCACGAUGAAAGGGAAGAAAGCUUGGGUCGAACACGCCUUCAGGAUCUCCACAUGUGUGUUCUUCAUAUUCCCGAUGACGGUCAUCACCUGCCUUUACGUACUCAUCGGGCUCAAACUUCGCAAGUCGAAGGCUAUCAAAAGGCCGGCUCUGGAACCGCUGAGAGGCCAGAACCACGUCAUACGAUUACUUGUUGCAGUCGUUGUGGCAUUUUUUAUAUGCUGGGCCCCUUUUCACGCCCAGAGACUUCUCGCCGUCUACGCCUACAACAGCGCUUCCUCAAAUUAUAGCACUGUACUUCUGACUACUUACAAAGUUCUUACUUACAUAUCAGGCAUUCUUUACUACUUAUCGACUACUGUGAAUCCUUUGCUAUACAACAUAAUGUCGAAUAAGUUCCGAGACGCUUUUAAGAACACUCAGCAGCAGCUUUGCUGCAGAAAGGACAAGGUGAGCGUGCCGACGAGGACCUACUCCGUCCUAUCCCGCAUGCAUCAUAUUUCCAUGGAUGGCCACGUACCAGAGCCAAACCGGUUGCAGCUGGCGAGACCGGCCACUAUCAGCAACAGCAGCCUUCAGGACAUCGAAGAGGAAGAGUACAACGGCUCCGAACUGGCCCAGUACAUGGGACAGUUGAACACGAGUUGACACGAGAACAGGCGGUUCAACGCAAUUUCCUCGAUUUCUUGAGAUGAGGUGGCUCGACUCGAAUGUCACCGUUUUUGAAAAGUUUUCCUCAGAAUUAUGAAUGAAGCACUCUGGAAUUGGAGUGAGGAGAAGUUCGACGUCGAAUCUCCAACCAGUUGAAUCGUUUUCAACAAGCGAUUUCCGCGACUAUGUGAUCUCUUUAUUUUUAAGUCCUCUUACUUUUUCAUUGUACGCUUUAUAAAAAUGUAUGAUUGGUUGAAAUAUACUUUUGAACAAUUUACUCUGGUCGAAUAAGCAAUAUUGGAUAAUUAAUUACAGUUCAAUUCUAUGUUUUGAUGGUCCAAAAAUGUAUCGGUAUAAAGCCGAUUUCCAAGCACAAUUUCAACAUUUUAACAGUUAAGCUGCUAAAAUUUAUUACAUUUUUCCUUAUUCAUUGUAUGGCAAGUGGGAAAUUUCCUGGGUUUAGCUUUAUACUUAAAAAGAGAAACUGUUGUCACUUACUUUUUGUUAAAAAGUUUUUUUUUACUUUGAUUUUGCGAAAACCUAUUUCUUCUAAUAGUGUUAGCACGUUUGUGUUGUAUCAGUACAAAAUACUACGGCUUUACCGCAGAAAAUACAAUAAUGAAUUUUUCGGACAUUUUAGCAGAAGUGUUAAACAAAUAACGAAUCUUGAUGGUCGAGAAAAUUUAUUUCAUAUAACUUAUGAGUAGUUAUUAGUCGGUUUAACUAUUAUGUUUAGGUAAAGAAACAUAAUAAACUCCAAUAGAAAACAAAGUUAAUUCCAUUAACACACUGACAACAAUUAAAUUAUCAAUAUUUAUUCAUUAACGAAAGUUUUAAUUAGUGUUUCUAGUUGGUUGAGUGUAAAAUAUUACUACGUUUUAUUCUGUUUGUUGUACAUUGAUAUCUGCUAUGAUAAUUUCGAAUUUUUUUAAAUAAUAAUUAGUAAUUUUUUUUAUGUU